UACUCUUAAAGGAGACGUACCUCAUUCGAGGGUACUCCCGGUCAAACAAAUAUGAGGUAUGCUAUAGCUUUAAGAACUAAAUAAUACUGGAUAUUUCUAAAAUAAUAUGCGUCAUUAAACUUAUAUAUUUUAAAUAAUCUAUUUUGCUAUUUAUGCAGUGGCACAAAAAUUGAUCGUUGGCCAGGCUAACGAAACUUGGGCUGGCUCUGGCCUUGUAUGGUGGGCCUUCAUUGUGAACGCUCAUAAGUAACUAGACUUAAGUAAUCACUAAAGUCGGUAAAGGCUAUAACUGUAAGAGCGAAAUGGAGUCUGGGAAAGGCGAGGUUUCAGGCACUGGUCCUGGAACUCGGACCGCAGAGUCGACAGCGGCCUCAAAACCAUCCGCGGACUCGAGUGAGCCCUCCUGCGGUAGAGCCAGAAGCAAAAGGCGGACAAAAACAUCCUUGUUCUUCCCGGACUCCGGUGAGACUCGUUCCGUCACCUCAGGCUCUGUGCGUGUGUUACGAUCAAGGGAAGCUGGAGCUGGUACGACCUGCGAGUCCAGAAAUAUCACAUGCAAGAAAAAAGCGACCAGUUCAGGGGACGCACGCAGUCGACCUGCAGGAUCACGCACCAGAAACACACCUGUCAUACAAAGUGCAAUAAAGAAACCAACAGCCAGUCGGGCAUCCACAAAAACAAUUGGACCAAAGCUUCCCAAAACUAGAAAAGGUGGGGGGAAACCUUCAACCAGAGCCUCACACACAUCAGCAGCAACAUGCAAGCUCGAAGCUGAGUCAGGGGCGUUUUCAUGUGUGAGGGACACUGGUUCUGUGAAAGAAAGCAAUGGCAGCGUUGCAGAUCCAGAUGUGGCUCUCAAGGAGGACCUUGCAUUAAGAGAUGAUCCAAAUGACCUUGUCAAAACUGAGACAAAGACGAAUAAAUCAAAGCGCCACACAACAUCACAACACAAUGAAUUCAAGAAAGAAGAGUCAGAGAAGGAGGAAGAAGAUUGUGGCAUUAAAAAGGAAGAAACCACCAGGAAUGUAGCUCAGGGUCAAGAUGGAGUCACUGGCACUGAUCCUGAGCCAGUCAGGAAACGAGGUAAACGAGAUGAUAGAUCCCCUCGGCAGCCAAAACGAAGGAAAAAGCCACCGGUGCAGUAUGUCCGCUGUGAAAUAGAGGGCUGCGGUACUGUUUUGGCCCACCCACGCUAUCUACAGCAUCAUAUAAAGUACCAGCACUUGUUAAAAAAGAAGUACGUGUGUGAUCACCCCUCAUGUGGGCGCUUGUUUCGCCUGCAGAAGCAGCUGCUGCGCCACGCUAAACAUCACACAGAUCAGAGGGACUACAUCUGUGAGUAUUGUGCUCGGGCCUUCAAGAGCUCCCAUAAUCUGGCUGUGCACAGGAUGAUCCACACAGGAGAGAAGCCAAUACAGUGUGAAAUCUGCGGCUUCACCUGCCGUCAGAAGGCCUCCUUGAACUGGCACAUGAAGAAGCAUGACGCAGAAGCCUCCUACCAGUUCUCUUGCUCCAUUUGUGGAAAAAAGUUUGAGAAAAAGGACUCUGUUGUUGCCCAUAAAGCCAAGACCCACCCUGAGGUGCUCAUAGCAGAAGCUUUAGCAGCCAACGGAGGAGAAGUAAUAAGCACACCCACCCCAGUCCUCGAGACUCUUCCAGCAGUCAUCCAGCCUGAGCAGCCUUCUGUCAGCCAGCAGAGUUGCUCAGUAAUAAGCACUACCACCCCGGUCCUCGAGACAACUCCACUACUCACUAAGCCUGUGCAGCCGUCUGUUAGCCAGCAGAGCCACAAGGACCAAAAGAGUCAGGAGAGCCAGGAAGCGGCAAGCAGUGGGCUCACUCCACUGCAGCAGGUGGUGCUCCCAGUUGCUCCACAGUCUGAACAGGAUGUAUCUCAAGGACAGUUUCUCCAACUGCCCCGCAUGGUGCAAGUUUCACAUCAGCAGCAGGGCCCAACCUUGAUGCACUUCUCCAGCACCAGCUACCCUCAGCUCAUCCAGCUCUCCACUCUUCCAGUUAGUGCAGUCACAUCCGUGGCUUGUGUGGAACCCCAGAGCACACUCCUCACCCUGAGCUCCGUCACCACCCUGGCCUCCACAGCAUCUGUGGCUCCCCAGCAGGCCGUGCACUGGGGGAGGGAGGGGGACGUGGAUGCGCAAAUUUGCGGAGAGGGUGAUCUGUGGGAAAGGGUGGUGGUGGCAGGGGGCGGACAGGAUGUAGGGGAAAUGAUGUGGGGGGGUAACGCGGAGAAGAGGAAGGAAAAUGAAGGCACUGUUUGGGAGAGGGAGGGAGAGCGGAUGUCACAGUGUGCAGAUGUAGGUGGAGAUAGUUUGAUCUAGAUGUAAAGAGGGCGAAAUGAACUGAAGGGCGACUUUAUGUUUAUGAAGGAAACGCACAUUUUAUUCCAAUAAAACACUGAAACACUUGAAAUGCAUACAUGAUGGAUAUUUAAAAUAAUAGAAGCUGUCUUUGUGAUCUAUAUACAGUCACUUUCAGUACAGAGCUACUUUGUAUCAGGGAGUUGUUGUUUUUUUAAAUUAAUACAAUGGAUUACAUACUUUUUGACCACCUAAUAUUUUAUAAAUUUUGGAGUUUGUCAUGUAAUUUCGAGAUCAAAUGAUUGUUGGUUAUGCACAAGAAGAUCACAGCUUAUUUGUAUUUCCCUGUAGUAUUCCUGUUGUGUUGAUGUGUGUCCUUUUGAAUGGUGAACUAAUGAGAAUUACAAGGUGCAAUUAAUCCUCAAACUAUAAAAAACAACCAUACCUGAUUUCAGUUUGGUUGCUUGUCCUUUUAAGGGCAAAUCCUUACAAAUCACUGUGAGGCUGAGCUUGGAUCGCUCCUUGAAAGGCCCAUUGUGACCAUUUGUAUUUGGAGAGUCUCAGGCAUGGGGUUUGGACAUUCAUGGAGUUGUGCACCAUAAAUUCUUCCUACAUGGGAAAAAAAGAAAUAAUCUGGAGGCAUCUGAGGGAAAAUAUUCAGCUUAAACGACCUGAAUAAUACAGUCGUCACUCACCACCUUCAUCUUUUUCUCAUUUUAACACUAUCUCGAUACAUAAAUGCACAAGUUCAAGUGGUCUGAACAGGACUUCCAGGGACUGAUGUCAAAGUGACAGGACCCCAGGAAGAGACCCGGCACUUCAUAAGGAUCUGAUGAGGCUGAUGUCAAAGCCAGCACAUUUCGAUUCCACCUUGUACUGAUGUAACUGAGUUCAAAUCUGUUAACAUAUGUCUCACUCCAGUCCUCGUGAGUUGAAAUAGUAGGACAGUGGGUUAUAAACACAAGGCCAGAAUCGGCCUGGGAAAGACUCCGGUGUAGCUUUGGAAAAUGUGAAGGAGUGCUUAGAUUUGUAACUAUUAACUCUUUCAUCAGGUAAACAGCUGUUCCUAUUAACAAAAAUAUCCCUCAUUGCCAUUCAUUCUACACCAAAGUAAGUAAGUAAUAGAAUUUUUUUUUACAUUUCACAGUAAAAAAGUAAAAAGACUGGUGGAGUUUCCCUGAUCUUGUUAUUUGAGAUCAAAGUGAACUGUAUGUGGUCCACAAUGUAAGCUGAUGCUGUAGUGUAUAAAUGUUUCUGUUCUAGUGGCCCAGCCACUGUGACAGAGAGUUAGCGUGAACAACUCUGAAAACCACCUACGUUUGUUCUUCUCUUGCUCCUCUUUCUUCUCAUAUGUUGCAGUUUGUAAAGAAAAGAUUUAAGUUGCUUUCUGUGCUUCAUUAUAUUUCAGUAAACCAGGAGCAUCACACUUGGGAAAUAAACUGUUUUUCCAAAUCUUCACGUUCUUCACAGGCAGCAGUAUCAUGUUAGGAAAAUAUGUUCCCUCUGAAAUUAAUUUGAUAAUUUUUGUGUGGUUUUAUCAGACCACUGUAAUAUGAUACAAAUUAUAUAAACCUCUGUAUGUUGCUAAUAUUAAACAUACAAGAUAAGUUCAGAAUGUGUUCAGAAUAAUUAUUAAAAAUAAAUCUGUUCUCAACUCUU
Maylandia zebra (zebra mbuna) is the source of this 3977-nucleotide messenger RNA. RefSeq lists its product as uncharacterized. Lineage: Eukaryota; Metazoa; Chordata; Actinopteri; Cichliformes; Cichlidae. The record is from RefSeq and is a predicted model, not a curated record.